UUAAACCCUAAUAAAGGACUUAAAACCCUUUCUAGUUUCUCCAGGUCGCAGCUAAAGAGGAGAUUGCUUGCUUUGGCCUUCAAUUCUUCAGGAACAGAGAGAGAUGGUGUGGUUUCAGUGCGAGGAUUGUGGAGAGAACUUGAAGAAACCCAAGUUGCCUAAUCACUUCAGAAUGUGUUCUGCAACCAAGCUAUCUUGCAUUGAUUGUGGAGAGACAUUUGGAAAGCAAAGCGUUCAGGGCCACACUCAGUGCAUUACCGAGGCGGAGAAAUAUGGUCCAAAGGGUCAAGGGAAAGCUUCAAAUGGCGCAACACCUAAAUCCAACAAGGAUGCAAAGCAAAAACCCGAUGUUGAUAUCAAUGUUGGGUUAUCUGAACGCCCACCAUGGUUUUGUAGUCUCUGCAAUACCAAGGCUACCAGUAAGCAGGCUCUUCUUCUCCAUGCUGAUGGAAAGAAGCACCGGGGAAAGGCCCGGGCUUUUCAAGCUGCCAAGCAACAACCUAAACAGACAGAAGAAUCUGCUCUUGAUUCAAAUGCUCCUACCAAGGUUGCAUUGAUUGAGAAUAAACAUGUAGAGGAGCAAAAAUUGCAGGAUAGACCAAAUGUUGACUGUGCAGAUACCAACACAGAAAUAGAGAACGGAAAGUUGCCUUCAAAAAGGAAGAGAAAGGUUGAUGCAUCUGGGAAUGAUGGCACUGGGAAUAAGACAAAGGAUGGUGCUGCAAAUGAAGUGGGCAAUGGUAAAAGUCAGGUUGAAAGAAAAUCCGAUGAUGUUGAGACUCAGUUGAAGAAAGCUAAACACAAUGCUCUUAAAGAUGACAAGGCUACUAGCCCUAAGAAAGAAGAUCAUAAAAAGAAUAUAAAGUGGAGGAAGCUGGUUAAAUCAGCCUUGAAAUCUAAUGAUGGAGUUCUGAAGAUCAGGAAACUGAAAAGGCUUGUCCUGAAGUCCCUCCAAGAAUCUGGCAUUGCAAAAGAUGAAACCGAACUGGAUAAUAUACUUGAACAAAAGAUCAAUUCGAGCUCCCGGUUUAGAGUUGACGACAAAUAUGUUCAUCUAGCAGCUAAAGAUUGAAAUCAAGUUUUUGGGCCAUGUAGAAGAGAAUUCCUAGCGGACAACUGCGCCUAUCACAGCGAUUUUCCUUUACAGAGUCCUUCAGCAUUUGUUCAUUAGCCUCCUAUUCGAUCAAGAAUCAUUUUGAGCCGUAGGUCCUCUCUGGACUGCCAUUUUAGAUGGCUUGAUGCUUUCCCUAUGAUUUUUCCCUUCUAUUGUGUUGCUUGCGCAGUAUUCUUACAAUUACUUUUCGUAUUACAUGUAGGCCCACAAGGCUUGUAUUGCUACCGAAUGAUUUAUUUUUUGGAAAAGAAAAUCUUAUAGACGAACUUUUUUCAUUAAGAUCA
Molecule: messenger RNA, 1398 nt
Organism: Populus euphratica (Euphrates poplar)
Lineage: Eukaryota; Viridiplantae; Streptophyta; Magnoliopsida; Malpighiales; Salicaceae
Product: zinc ion binding protein
Exons: 6
Coding region: 104-1072 (322 amino acids)
Biological process (GO): negative regulation of transcription by RNA polymerase II; rRNA processing
Cellular component (GO): nucleolus
Molecular function (GO): DNA binding; zinc ion binding
Source: RefSeq, a predicted model, not a curated record